AUGGCUACUGUUAUCACUAUCCAGUCGUCCUCGACGGCUGGUCUCCAGCAAUCCUCUCCUUCAGACCGUCACCUUCUUCGUCCACUGGUGCAGAAUAACCAGCAACAGCCGCUACAACCACAACUAUCCCCCUCACCACCCGCCCCUAUUGGUACUCUUCCUCGUCUCUCUGCGCAAGUCAGAGAUGGACCCAGUUGUGACGCCUGUCUGCGCAGAAAGAGUCGGUGUGCAAUGAACGAAAUGGUCAACAAGUGUUACUCGUGCGACUUUCAUCGCCAGGAGUGCACCUUCUCCUUGUCAUCCUCCACCCCCACGGCCAGUCGCCCAAAUACCGCAGACCACCCUUCAAAAAAGCGCAAGCUCGAGGAAGCUGUCCUGGAUGUUGAAUCCCCCAAAAGGCCGUCGACCGUUUCUAAACUCGACAGCACCGUGACUUUGAGCGAACACCGGCGCCUCAACACUGCCUACUGGCACCAAACGACUCAACACAUUGGCCUCACUACUGAGCUGGAGCCCGCCCUUCUAUCAUAUCUCCCGGUAGACCAGAACGACGAGAGCUUCGUAGCGACUUCUCGCGUGCGGAAACUUGGCGACGACGGCACGUUUAUGCGAGUUGUAAACACGAUGUCUCAGGCAGACAGCCCGACUGCCACGCUGGAUUCAAUUGAGAGCCUGGUUGCUCCUUAUGGGUCUACCCUGGUAGAGCAGUUCUUCGAGCGCAUUCACCCGACCUUCCCAAUCUUAUUGGAAGAUGUCUUUCGUCAGUCAUACAAGACCAGAAAUGGCAUCUCCCCGCUUCUACUCUCUGCCGUCUAUGUUCUGGCUCUGAAAUUUGCCGAUAUCGGACCAGCCUCACAGUCCGCACGGCGGCCUGAUGCGGCUCGCCUGGAGGCCACUGCUUUGAAACUUCUCACCGAAUCUCUACCAUAUGCAUCAUUAUCGACAAUUCAGGCCGGUCUUUUGCUUAUGCAAAGGUCGACACUUGCAACAGCACCGCUGAAUGCGCAGUUGGUGACUGCUGGAUUCGAACUCGGUCUUCACCAGGAUUGUUCCAAUUGGCGAAUGGAGACAUGGGAGAAGGGACUCCGGAAACGUUUGGCAUGGGCGCUUUACAUGCAGGACAAGUGGUCAGCGAUGGUACACGGACGACCUUCACAUGUUGUUUCCUCCAACUGGACGGUCCAGGACCUUGUCGAAGAUGACUUUACCGACGCCUUCGCCUCGACCUCAUCUCAACCCGAAGACGCGCCUGUGGGCCAUGGUCCGCUUUUCUUCUGCCACCUGGUAGCUCUUACCACGAUUCUUUCCGACAUUCUCGACCGAUUUUACACGCUUCAGUCGAUCGAAGAGUUCAAAGCUGCCGGGAACAACCGAACGCGGCUGAUCUUGGAACGCGCCAAACCGGCUCAGAUCCGUCUGAAGGACUGGUUUGCGCGCCUCCCUACACCGCUGAAAUUGGAUUCAGCCACCGAUAUCUUCGAGACGAUUACAGAAGAAAACGCCCGAAACGGGGCACUACACCUUUCCUACUUUGCAACCGAAAUAACCCUUCAUCGCUGUAUUGUGCGAUCCCUUUCUCCCGACGCCACCGACGCAUAUCUCUCUCAUAUCUGCCGCUCAGCCGCCAAGACUCGACUCAUCUCAGCGAUGGACUUUGUGAACCGACUUCGACCGCCUCACCUACGGUCUUUCUGGCCGGCGGCAUCUCGAACGCACUUUGCACUGAUCGGGUCUUUUGGCAUUCUCCUUCGUGUAACGGCACCGACCAAGGAGGAGGCCGAGUUUUACCGCCUCCGUCUGUGCGAGUACCGGUGGACACUGAGCGUGAGCAAGAAAGACGCCGAGUUCCUGGAGUUCGCGCUGGAAAGCCUGGACAACGCAACGGAGCUCGACCACCACGUUCCCGCGAAACCAGGCAUCGACGAGCUGAUGACUUCCUCGGCCAAACCUGUCACACAGCGACGGACGAUGCAUGAGAACUCGAUGCUAGACCUAGACCCUCAACAAGGGGCCGAGUUUUCCGGACUAGCGUCCCCCGCUACCUCGAUUAGCGAAGAGAGCAUGCACGAUGGUGCUUUGGCUCCGCUAUAA
Aspergillus versicolor CBS 583.65 is the source of this 2091-nucleotide messenger RNA. Its product is annotated as putative C6 transcription factor (OTam). Gene Ontology annotation, molecular function: DNA binding; zinc ion binding; DNA-binding transcription factor activity, RNA polymerase II-specific. Gene Ontology annotation, cellular component: nucleus. Lineage: Eukaryota; Fungi; Ascomycota; Eurotiomycetes; Eurotiales; Aspergillaceae. Gene Ontology annotation, biological process: DNA-templated transcription. The coding region runs from base 1 to 2091 and encodes 696 amino acids. The record is from RefSeq and is a predicted model, not a curated record. The transcript is spliced from 2 exons.